UCCCGAAGCGCCCCGAGGCGGCAGUGAGGGGCCGCCCCGCACCCCGGGGCGCUCCGGGGGGCCUGAGGGGGCCCCUGGGAAACGCUCCUCCCCGGUUGGCUGCAGUAUGCUGUGGGAUGGGCGAGGAAGCGGAGAACAAGUACGUGUCCCAGCUCAAGGAUGUUUAUAACAGCUGCGAUACCACGGGCACUGGGUAUCUGGACAAAGAGGAGCUGACGGAGCUGUGCCACAAGCUCCAUCUGGAGAGGCAGCUGCCGGUACUUCUGCAAACUCUCCUGGGACGCAACCACUUUGCCAGAGUUAACUUUGAAGAGUUUAAAGAAGGGUUCGUGGCAGUGCUGUCCUCCAACAUUGACCUGGGCAUUUCCGACGAGGAGAGCAGCUACUUGGAACCAGCUGUCCCAGAUGAUGUCAAGCCCAAGUAUGUGAAUGGGGCUAAGUGGUAUGGCCGCUGGACGAAGCCAGAGUUGCAAGAAACCGAGGUGGAAACCACCAAGUAUUUACAAGAUCAGCAAGUUAAAGCCAGUGUGAAAAGUCAGCUGAGACGCUCGGCAUCUCUGGAGAGUGUGGAGAGCCUUAAAUCAGAUGAUGAAGCAGAAAGUGCUAAAGAAUCACAGAAUGAAAUGUUAGCGGCACAAGGCCAAAUGAGCACCUGGAAUCCUGACCUAUUUGACAGCCCCCGGCGGACAGCCAGCCCUUGCUUUGACAUGACAGAGGGUCAGAUUCGGGGCAUCUGGGAAGAACUGGAUGUAGGGAACACCGGCUACCUCAGCAAGCGCGAGCUGGCGACGGUCUGUACGAAUAUUGGGCUCAAAGAGCUGGAGCAGGAGGAACUGGAAGAUUUAUUUCGUAGGCUGGACAGAGAUGGAGAUGGCAGAGUGAGCUUUCAGGAGUUCGAGCUUGGCUUGUCCAGCCACGGGCCUGUUUCUUUUCCUGUUUUUUCCACGCCUGUCAAACAGCCCAGGCAGCUGCCAGAUCACCAGGCUUCCAAGGAGAAUGGGCUUAGAAUUGCUACUCCGUUGUUACUGUCCAGCUAUGUGUGUCUACAUCCCUUCUCCUGCAUCGACGACGGCAGCGGCUUUGCGAGUCCUGCGCAGAUCCUCUCCAUCUGGGCCCAGGAAGGAGUUGAAAACUGCAAGGAGAUUCUCAAGAGUCUGGAUUUCAGCCUGGAGGAGAAAGUGAGCCUGGCGGAGCUGGCCGUGGCCUUUGACAACGAGCUGAUGGUUUCCAAGAGUGGAGUCCAGCACGCGGCCUUUGCUUCCUACAAACACGAGCUGCACUACCUAGAGGCCCAGGUGGAGCAGGUCUCCAGGGAGCGAGACAAGGCGAGGCUGGACUUGGAGAAGGCGGAGAAACGAAACCUGCAGCUCGUUAAGGAAGUGGAUGAUCAUCACGCGGCCAUGGAGCACCACCACGAGAGCAAACUCAAAGAUCUGGAGCAAGACUAUCAAGGGAAGCUGAGCAUUAUUAAAUCUGACGUGGAGACAGACAGAGCGCUGCUCUUGCAACAAGUGACCGAUCAGCACACCAAACUGGAAGCGGAUAUAAAACUUCUCCAAGGCGAAAAGACCAGCCUGAGGGAGAAGCUGACGUUAGCAGUACAGGAAAACAGAGGGUUACAGAGCGAGGUUACGGAAGGAGUUGAAAAGCUGUCGGAGUCUGAGAAACGGGUGUCAAAGCUGCAGAAGGAGCUGGACUUCAUGUUGAAAGACAAGCUGGGCGUGGUGGAUCCGCACAGCACAGAGCUCCUCCAUCAGGAAGAACGCUUUGCAGAGAUCAUAAAAGAAUACGAGCUGCAGAGUCGGAGGGUGAAGGAAUUACGGGAUAAAAACGAUGAGCUACAGAUCGAGCUAGAAAAGCUGCGUUCCCAGCUGCAGGAGAGCCAGUACCGCAGGGCCUGGCGUAAAAUGAAGGAGAAUAAGCCGGGAGGAAGACUGCUACCUGCUGACGAGACCCAGCGAGGAGAUCAGUCCCUUUUGGUGAGCCGGCGGCUAGCUGCUGCAGGCAGAACCGGCGUCCUUUUUGUAGAAGCAGGUGCCUGUGCAGUGAGUAUAGAAACCGAGCUCAUGAUAGAGCAGCUGAAAGAGCAACUUCAGGACCUGAAAAUACAACUGGAAACCAAGGUAAAUUACUAUGAGAGGGAAAUUGAGUUAAUGAAAAGAAACUUUGAGAAGGAAAGGAAGGACAUUGAGCAAGGCUUUAAGAUGGAGGUCAGCGAGUUAGAAGAGCAGAAAGGUGACCUGGAAGAGCUCAAAGUGAAAUACCAAGAGGUAAUUGAUGGCUUGAAAGACCAGCUCCAGAAAUCCACUCCCAGUCAGGAGCUUGAGAAGAGGUUUGAAAAGGAGAGGUCAGAAAUGGAACAAUACUAUGCCAAAGAGAUUUGCAACCUGGGACAGCGGCUGGCUCAGGAAAGAGACAAGCUGGAAGAAGAAAUGAAGAUGCAGCACAAGAAUGAGCUCCAGUUAAUGAGAAUGGAGCUGCACAGGGUCUCGGAAGAUAACGCUUUGCUGAGAAAUAAACUCGGGAGAUUUCAGGAGGAUGUGGAAGAAGCAAGUAAUAAACAAAGGAAACAAAUUGAUGAAUUGCAAAGAGAGAAGGAGAUGGCGCUAUCUGAGACAGAAGAGUUAAAUCAAUUGAACAAGACCUACAAGCAGGAGAUCUGCCAGCUCAAUGCCAGGACCCUGCAGCUGAGUAGCCAGCUGUCGGAUCUCCGCCUCCAGAGUGAGACCAGCCACAGUACGAUCCAGCUGCUGAGCCAGAGACUGGCCCAGACGGUGAGCCAGAAAGAAGAGGAAGCUGCUGUUGCCAAGCAACUGCAAGAGACAUCAAGUAAACUGGAGCUGGAGUAUGGUCAGCAUCAGUCAGCAUGGCAGCGAGAGAGGGAGCUGCUCCACCAGCGGCUCAGGGAGUCCAGAGAGAAGGUCAGCCAGGUGCAGGAGCUGGAGGUGGAACUGGAACGUGUGACGCAGGAGUGCCAGACGCUGCGGCUAAUGGCAGCACAGUUCAGGGAGGAGCUGGAGGAAAGCCAGGAUCAGUUAUUAGAAGCCAACACAAGACUGAGCCUGACCCAGUCUCAGCACAGGCAGGAGCUGCAGCAGCUAAAGGACCAGCUGGAAAGCACAGUCUCCAGGGACUGUCUCGCCCAGCUGCAAAGUAGAUGGGCAGAAGAACAGCGGAAAGUUCAGCAGCUACAAGAAAAUCUCAGCUUCCAGGCCGAGCAGGCGAGCAGGCAACUGGCCACCUUUCAGGAGGAACACGAGAGGUUGCUCAGCACGAUGGAGGAGAGGACGGAGGAGCUGGAACGGGACGUGAGGAACAUGCAGAGGAUGCUACAGGAGAAGGUGACCGAGCUCCAGGAGCAGCGCGACAGAAACGUGAAGUGUGACCUGCUGCUGAAAGACCUGUACGUGGAGAACGCGCAGCUGGUGAAAGCUCUGCAGGCAACUGAGCAGAGGCAGAAAAGUGCUGAGAAAAAGAACUUGGCCCUGGAGGAAAAACUCUCAGCCCUGACCGAAGUGAUUAGAAGAAUGGCGCAGGCAUCUCUCGGUGUGUGAAGGGGCCCCGGUGCUGGGUUUGGCUGCAGCUGGAAAGACAAUCAGUAGCAGACACCGUCGCUGCACUCCAUUAUCUCAGCCUGGGAGCCGCUGGGCUGCAGGGGGUCCCGGUCUGCACACUGGGUCAUGGUGAACUCCCAUCUGCCGCUGGGAUAGGCAGUGUUAGUGCUGGGUGGAGACACCGUGUGCGGCUUCCCCCGCUGCGCCCAGCAGGGGAAAGGGCUUGCUGAGAUCUCUCAGGGAGCGGGGGAAAGAGAUAAUGGCCAUAAGAGAAGCGUGCCCUGUUUUUUCAACGGGAAAGCAUCGGAUGCUUUAAUGCCAUUCAGGCCAUUCUAGACAAUAGAAGGAAGGGUCUGUCUUGGGGCUAUUUACGGUAAUUGCAACACGCCCUCUGAAUUUGUCUGCACACUGGCAGUUUGUAUUGUACAUGCAGUUUUAUACACAGAGAAUAUACUAUUCACCCCUGAGUCCUGGCUGUCGUUCAGGGGCCCAUGCUGCUGGAAGUGGAACGACCUGCUGUAUUUUUAGGGUCUUCUGCUUUCGGGUCACUGGGAAU
Molecule: messenger RNA, 4110 nt
Organism: Terrapene triunguis (Three-toed box turtle)
Lineage: Eukaryota; Metazoa; Chordata; Testudines; Emydidae
Gene: NINL
Product: ninein like
Exons: 25
Coding region: 117-3554 (1145 amino acids)
Biological process (GO): microtubule anchoring at centrosome
Cellular component (GO): centrosome
Molecular function (GO): calcium ion binding
Source: RefSeq, a predicted model, not a curated record